Rosa chinensis is the source of this 771-nucleotide messenger RNA. Its product is annotated as KRR1 small subunit processome component homolog. The coding region runs from base 107 to 613 and encodes 168 amino acids. Gene Ontology annotation, cellular component: nucleolus; small-subunit processome. Lineage: Eukaryota; Viridiplantae; Streptophyta; Magnoliopsida; Rosales; Rosaceae. The transcript has 6 exons. Gene Ontology annotation, molecular function: RNA binding. The record is from RefSeq and is a predicted model, not a curated record.
GAAAUCUUCAAUUCUAAGUUUGCUUUUAAAGAAAUUGUGGCCCAAGGCCUAAUCCAUAACCAACAAUUAUAAUCCCCCUCACUGCUACAACUAAAACCGAGAGAGGAUGGAGAUCUGCGCCGGUCACAAAUCGGAGAUGCUGUGCCCUAACUCCGACCACAUGGAGUUGGAAAAGUCUGAAGUGACCUCCUUCACCGAGUCAUUCUCCAAAUACCACAUACCCAAGUUGAAAGAUGCUUGGCCACAGGUGGAAUCGGCUUUACAAGAGCAUGGAAUUUCUUACACACUCAAUCUGGCUGAGCUUUACAUGACUGUCUCAACCACCCCAAGGACCGAAGAUCCAGACAUCAUUCACAGGGCUAGGGAGAUUAUUGUGCUUCUGUCCAAAACUACUGUUCCAACAUAUGUGGUAAUCAAUAUACUGAAUGGCUAUAUGCAUCAUGACCACAUCAAAACUGGGUAUCAAGAAGGUGGGCUUGCCGCAAUUCAUGGGAUCAAGAAGGAGCGAUUUGCUAAACGGAGGACCAGAUUCUUGGAAAACUUAAAGGUACAUAAAGUCCUAUGUUAUGUCUUUCGAUCUUCUAGACAAAUGGAAAAAGGAAUGAAGGGAUAAAUAGGCAUUCCUUAUCUUCACAUUUUACUAGGGAAACACUGUGACUGCCGCGGGAACUUCACUUGAGCAUGUAAAGGUGGUCAGAAUGGUCGUUGAAAGGUUUUAAUGUUGAAAUGUGAAUCCUGCAACUAUUGUCAGUCGCUUAAACAUGAGGAAAG